CUCUCGCAGGAGCUGCCAGUGGCGCUAUCAAAAGUGUAAAGCAUCCAAACUAUGACACUGGUUACGGGCAGUUGGCUGCUCGAUGCAGUCUUGCUGUUGGUACCCCUGCUGUACUGGUACAUGACGCGGAAGUUCGGCUACUGGAAGAAGCUGGGAAUCCCCUACUGGAAGCCGACUCCCUUCGUCGGCAACGUGGGCAGCGUGCUGAUCGGACGGAAGCACUUGGGGGAGCCGGUGUUGGAGUGCUACCACAGGGCCGGUGACGCCCGCUUUAUGGGCAUGAUCGCCUUCGACAAACCGCUCUUAAUGGUGAAGGACCCAGAGCUCGUAGGGCGCGUCAUAUCCACAGACUUCUCCACUUUCUACGCCACCAACGCAAAAUUCGAUCCUGUGUCUGACCCACUCUUCGCCAUGUCUCUCUUUGGCCAGCACGGUCCCGGGUGGAAGAAAUUACGUUCUGCGCUAAGUCCAGCUUUCACGUCUGGAAAAAUCAAACUCAUGUUUCACAUAGUAAACGAAGUUGGUCAGAACUUGGCUCGCCAUCUUGAAACCGAAAGCUCGGAAGGUACAAAACUGUUUUUCUCAGAAUUAAAUCUUUAA
This is a messenger RNA of Schistocerca nitens (vagrant locust), 600 nucleotides long. RefSeq names its product cytochrome P450 6j1-like. The record is from RefSeq and is a predicted model, not a curated record. Gene Ontology annotation, molecular function: iron ion binding; heme binding; monooxygenase activity. NCBI's taxonomy places the organism in Eukaryota, Metazoa, Arthropoda, Insecta, Orthoptera, Acrididae. The coding region runs from base 52 to 600 and encodes 182 amino acids. The transcript has 3 exons.